Molecule: messenger RNA, 1089 nt
Organism: Stylonychia lemnae
Lineage: Eukaryota; Ciliophora; Spirotrichea; Sporadotrichida; Oxytrichidae
Source: the annotation of a GenBank genome assembly
AUGAAAUUAAACAAAAAUUUGAUCUUUAUCUCUAAGAGAUUCUUCGCACCCCCAAAGCCUGCAGGUAAAGGUGGUCCAGCCUCUUCCCCUGCCUAUGUUCCAGUGGUUAUUUAAAAGACACCUUAUCAAAGACUUAUUGAAAGAGGAAUCGAAUUUCCUUUAGGUCCCCCAAAGAACCCUUAAAUGGUCUAAGGUACUCACAGAGACAAUAUAGUUCCAAAGCUUGCUCCCAGAAUUGAAGUCUUUGCUAAGAAAUUAAGAGAUUUCUACUUUAGAGAAGGAGUUUUACCUGAGGAGAAGACAUUUAUUGAAGCAGUAAGAGAAAGAUAACCGGAAGAUAAGAUCGAAAAUUUGCAAAAGGAAAAGUUAGUUGCAGCCGUGAUUUAAGGAAGAGAUGAGUUUCCAGAUGUUGACUUAGUUUUACCUUGGAGUGCACCUCAUUUAAUUCUAAGAUCGGAUCAUUACGAAGUCAAACCAUUAUACGUUAAAGUCGGUGGCGAAGAAAUUAGAGUUACUACAAUCGAUAUUGAAACUAAUGCAAAAAGUCAUCAGCCAUACUUUGUUUCUUUGUAGAGAUAUAUUGUAGGACGUCCUAAUCUACUUAAAAUGGCUAUUUAUCCAGUCUAAGAGGAUAAAUCGCUUCAUUUCUAAGCUGGUGCUAAUUUUAACUAUUAUGUCAAAGAACUUUACGUAUGGUGUUACAAUGAUACUUAUCCAGCAAGAUUAGAAGUUAACUGCAUGGAUUUGACUCCUAGUUUCUCAAUCAAGAUAGGAGAUGUAGAGAGAAUGUUACCUCAUGGAAUGUAUUUGCAUAAGAUGUACAAUCAUCAAAAAAAUAGAGCUGUUGUUAACCUUACACAAUCAAAUCUUUAUUCAUAAAGAAAGAAUGCCCUUAACGAAUAGAACUAUCAAAUCUACGAAUAAAAGUAAGCAAUAAAGGCACAAAUGUCGGUAGAAAAGAAGAAGGACUCUUCAUCAUUAAAAAAAGGACUAAAAGUAGUGCCAGUAGUCGUUCAAUCAGCUAAAUUUUUAAUGGCAGAGAAGAAGGAGCAAGAAAAGGAGGCCAAAGCAGCAGAAAAGAAGAAGUGA